This is a messenger RNA of Suncus etruscus (white-toothed pygmy shrew), 2422 nucleotides long. It is a transcript of the gene SENP1, whose product is annotated as SUMO specific peptidase 1. Lineage: Eukaryota; Metazoa; Chordata; Mammalia; Eulipotyphla; Soricidae. Gene Ontology annotation, molecular function: deSUMOylase activity. The record is from RefSeq and is a predicted model, not a curated record. Gene Ontology annotation, biological process: protein desumoylation. Gene Ontology annotation, cellular component: nucleus.
AUGGAUGAUAUUGCUGAUAGGAUGAGAAUGGAUGCUGGAGAAUUGACUUUAGUGAACCACAACUCCCUAUUCAAAACCCAUCUUCUGCCACAAACAGGUUUUCCAGAUGACCAGCUUUCACUUUCUGAUCGUCAGGUUUUACCUUCCAGUCAAGGAAAUUUGGACCCAUCUUUUACAUGUUCCACAAGAAGUGCACCUUAUAAUCCAAAUUACUAUUCAGACAACCCUUCCUCAGACAGUUUUCUUGGCUCAGAGGACUUAAGGAACUUUGCUAAGAGUGUGAACGGCCAGUGGAGAAAUUCCACUCCAACAUCAGGGUCAACUUUACAGAAAUCAAGAAACAGUCGAAGUCUUUACCUUGAAACCCGAAAGACCUCUGGUGGAUUGUCAAACACCUUUGCUGGGAAGUCAAACAAUCAUUGCCAAUGUGUCUGCGUAUGAAAAAAAUCUUUUCCUAUUAAGCCGGUUCCAAGUCCAUCAUGGAGUGGUUCAUGUCGUAGAAGCCUUUGAGCCCCAAGAAAAACUCAGAGGCGACAUAAUUAUCAAGAAGAAGAAAGAGAAAUUUACAGACAACUGCUACAGAUAGUCACAGGCAAACAGUUCUCUAUAGCCAAACCCACCACUCAUUUUCCUUUACAUUUGUCUCGGUGUCUUGGUACUGGUAGAAAUUCUUUGAAAGAACCACUCUUUAAAAACGGCAGUUCUUAUACUACUCAAGUCAUUGCUUCUGAUACGUCAUCAUCUGGGUCUGCCAGCCUUUUAACUCCACAGGAUCAAUUUUCCCAUAAUGUUUUUUCCACAUCAUCUCAUACCCCAGAUGCAUUUGGACCCAAAGAUUCUGAUCCUCUCCAUCAACCAGAGCAUCACUACCCUUUUCCAGCUCAGCCUAAUAACUUAUCAGCUUCAAGUGAACAAUCUAAAGGAUCAGACUCUGUGAUUUUACUCAAAGUUAAAGAAUCCCAGACUCCAACUUCCAGCAAAGAGAUUUUCCAGGCAGAGCUGUGGAUCAAAGAAUUAACUAGUGUUUAUGAUUCUCGAGCACGGGAAAGAUUGCGCCAGAUUGAAGAGCAGAAAGCACUGGCAUUACAGCUUCAAAACCAGAGACUACAGGAACAAGAAUGUACAAUUCAUGAUUCAGUAGAACUGCAUCUUCGUGUACCUCUUGAAAAGGAGAUUCCUAUUACAAUUCCUCAAGAAACAGGAAACACAGGCCAGAGGUUAAAUGAUAGUGAAGAGGAAUUUCCCGAAAUCACAGAGGAAAUGGACAAAGAAAUAAAGAAUGUAUUUCGAAACGGGAAUCAAGAUGAAGUUGUGAGUGAAGCAUUUCGAUUAACCAUUACACGCAAAGAUAUCCAAACUCUAAACCAUCUGAAUUGGCUCAAUGAUGAGAUCAUCAACUUCUACAUGAACAUGCUAAUGGAACGAAGUAAAGAGACGGGAUUGCCAAGUGUGCAUGCAUUUAAUACCUUUUUUUUUACUAAGUUUAAAACUGCUGGCUAUCAAGCUGUUAAACGUUGGACAAAAAAAGUAGAUGUAUUUUCUUUUGACAUUCUUUUGGUUCCCAUUCACCUGGGAGUGCACUGGUGUCUUGCCGUUGUGGACUUCAGAAAGAAAUAUAUUACCUAUUAUGACUCUAUGGGUGGAAUAAACACUGAAGCCUGCAAGGUCCUUUUAUAUUACUUAAAGCAAGAAAGCAUUGACAAGAAAAGAAAAGAAUUUGACUGCAAUGGCUGGCAGCUCUUCAGCAAGAAAAGCCAGGAAAUUCCACAACAGAUGAAUGGAAGUGAUUGUGGGAUGUUUGCUUGCAAAUAUGCUGACUGUAUUACCAAAGACAGACCAAUUAACUUCACACAGCAACAUAUGCCAUACUUUCGGAAGCGGAUGGUGUGGGAGAUCCUUCACAGAAAGCUCUUAUGAAGACUGACUCACAGACAUUGACCUUGUUGGGGACCAGCUUUUUGUUAUCUACAACCGGAGACCUUGGAAACAGCUGCUCACAACCCUCUGUUCUUAGAAAAUGCUUUAUCCUGGACCAGGCCCUGGCAAGAAGCAUUCACAAGCACAUCUGCCUUUCCUUUUGUAUCUCAGAUACUAUUUUUGCAAAGAAACUUCGGUGCUGCGAAAGGGGUGAGGGGCAUCUAAGCUGAAGAGAGAGACUGCUUUCCAAUUCUUCACUUCUGCCAUCUUAUUUCCAAAGGGCUCCAGCCUCACUCAUUCUUUAGUUGAGUAUUGGGAGAAGCUUGGAAAGACUCUUGGUUUCAUAUAAAUUCUUGUGGUUGGCCUUACUAAGUAUAUAGGAAAGGCCCUGGGCAAAAGGUAGGGAAAAAAAAACACCAGCAGAUUCAUGCACAUAUUAAUACACACUUGAUUUUCAAGAUGUAUAGUCAGGAAAAUGGCUAUAUUGAAGGUGAACUGGACUUUG